GUGACUUUGCCGAAAGAACCAAAGAGUAUGGAUUCCUGCAGUCACGAAAGCCUCAAAUUAAGAUUGAUAUAAAAAUACACUAACAAUAGAUAUUUUCUUGGCACAUUCCAUCAAAGCGAUUACUUUUAGUGCUUCGAGUAUAGGAUUGUGAGGAGAGUGUGGAAUAUACAGCUGUCUGUUCUUGUCUGUUGCAGCGCAAUGUGUUUUCUGCUAGUUAUUAAUUAUUACGCUUGUUUUUGUUUUACCAAAUCCCCCAAAAAUAUCUUGUUCUUCUGGUUGCCGACCCCUGGACUAGACGGCGUAGGACGAGACUUAUGAGCGUGUUCUGGUAGGCUAGUUAUGGUUAGUUAUAAAGUCCGGUUGGAUAGUUAGGGUCAGGGAUAGUGCCAAUAUAUGUAUGCAGAGUUAGGGUUAGCGUGAGUGCUAGGCAUUGGUUGGCUAGUUAGUGUCAAUGUUUCAGGCUACUUUUCUAGUUUGUUCAGGCUAGUAGUGCACAAUGUAUGGGUGUGUUAGGUCGGGUUCGUGCUUGGAGAGCUGUCUAGUUAGUGGCAGGGUUACGGCUAUUUCUCCGGGCAGUAUGGCUGGUUUGCCAGCAUUAAGGCUAGUUGCUCUGUAGGUUCUGAUUGUCCUUGGCUUCUCUUUUCCAUUGCCAACGACUGCAUAUAACCAUGAGCUUUUGUGUUCCAUAAUUUCCCUUUUAUCAAAUGUUCCUUACCGUUUUGAUUCUGGUGAAGUGGGAAAAUUCCAAAGCAAUGUGUUGUAACCACUUCGUCUAGAUCUGACUCCAUCACUCAGUGUUGAAAACGUUUAGUUUUUCACCUUUGUAGAGCAUUUUGAGGUGUGGUUACAUUUAGAAGAUAUAUGAAUAACCCUGUUCUUCUUGGUCAGUGCUCACACGUGCAAGUGAUUUAUAUGAGAAUGACAUUUAAAAAUGUAACAUUGAAGAAACCUUUUGGAGUUGGCCGUAAACAAACAUUGGAAGUGUGCAGGCAUGUGCAAACACUUUGAAAGUUGUGAACAAAACUACAAGCAGCCAUCGGGGAUCCGUCUGAAGUAGAGUCGCUAUGAAUACUAUCUAUUGAGGGGGACCAGCAUACGGUCUACCCCCCUGCCCAAGAGUUGGAAAAGCAAAUAUGUAAUUGAAUCCCACCCGAUAUAAUAACACAAUAAAUGGUGUGAUUGUGACCAUAACACCGGUCCUCCCAUUAUGUCUUGCAUAUCACCACCGAUUUCCACGGUUGGCUACGUAAGGUGCGAAAGAAAUUCAACAUACAGUAGAUACAAACAUCCACAUAUAUAUCGGCGCACAGCCUUGUUUUAGACCACCAACUGUAAGCAGCUACAAUUGUGGCCAUUCUAUUUUAGACAGCAGCAGGACUCCCUCAUGUACCAUGUGCCAUUACCCAAUGAAUUUUGCACCACACUCAAAAUAUUGAGUUUCAACAAGGGGUUGGUUGGAUUCCAAAGCCAUGAAUGGCAAGUAUCUGCAAGUGACCUUGUGAGGUCUGUCAUUGCCGUUCACCGUAAAUGCAUCCACAAAGCACCAUUGGAGCUGUUAACCAAUACACAAUUGUACGCUGUUGUGCACAAUUGUACGCAGUUGUGUUGUGAAUGCAUAGAUAUACCGCUGGCUUGCAGUGCCACGAAUUACAGACUACAGUUAGGUACACUUUUGUUGAUGGCACCAAAAUAACACUAGAAAAUGUCACAAUAAAGCAUUUGUCAGCACAGAUGAGUAACCGCGGUAGUCAUCAUCCAGCCUGUCGAUAGUAUAAAAAUAAUUUUGAAAUAUCACGACCGUAGUGUAAUGUGGAAUCCAAGUAACAGUGAGAUUUUGAGAUUUCUUAAAUUGUUCAAGUAUCGGCUGUACUUUGUAGUGACAAUGAAAAUGUAAGAAUCAUGUUGUAAUUCACGAGAUGUAAAACAUUUAAAUAGUAAACAUUUAAAAACUGAAAUGUAUUGCAACAAUUGACUCGAUACCUAGCUGUAAUUUAUUGACCUAUUUGACAGUACCUGUCACUGGAUAGUGGUCGAUCAGGAGGAAAUCAAACAUUUGUUCGCUUGCCCUUUGUUGUUGGGUUUUUUUAUCACUGUGAAUUGAAAUUGAAUUUUGAUAUUCAUAUCAAAUGCGAUAGGGUUCAUUGCACAUGUACAGCCGUUUCGUCAAUCCACUGCUGGGUGAGAGCCUCCCCCACACCAUGUGAUUUGUAGGUGGGUUGGUGAAGCUGAGAAAUGUAGACUGAAGCAUCGUAGAGGACAACACAUUAUUUUGCAUAGCCACUCAGCCUGUUAAUGCUUGGCGGUUGCCUAUCCAGGCUCGACUAUGCUUAGCUUCUGAUCUCGGGCAUGCGGAUUCAUUGUACCACCAGUUUAUUACAUCAUUGCUAGAAAUUUUCUGAUGGUACUCAUUAUUUCAUCACAGUUACAAAACAUCGUAGUUACAAAAGCAACUGUCCUUUUCACAAGUGCAAGAUAGUAUAAAUAAUUGUGUUAAUGUUGCUCAGUGCCGUCACAGUUACUCUUCCGUGUUUUACUUUCAAAGAUAGCAGAACUGUCAAGCAACAUGGUAAUUGUGCCACGGGCAUGCCUUGCAAAUGACUCAAAGAGCAUCGGUAAGUUUCACCGCAUGAACAUGUAUUAACUUCACUUGCAAUGAGGCAUGCAUUGGAUGCAUAAUUAUUGCAAUUUUGGCAUCUUAGCAGUUCAUGAGAAGGAUUAAAGGGUGAUGAUCAGGGUCACAAUUUGCGCAUCAUGUGCCUGGGAUCUUAUUAUACUGAUGUCAUUUUCCCGCAGUGAGAUACUUGUGCCUGCAUUGCCACUUAUCUAAAUGCAGAUAUAUACAAGAACCUCCUUGAGCAACGCAGUGGUAUUUAUCACUGUCGUGGGACUACUUUCACUAUGCAAUUAUGUUCCGUAUCAUGAUGGUAUUUAAUAUGACAUUGCUUUUCUAAUGUGUAUGUCAAGUUAUGUUUGUGACUGCAGUAUUGUCACGAUUAAGGGAUUAUAUGUUCUUUUAUAAAUAAAAUACCAAGGGCUUCCGUAGAGCAGGUGUUGCACAUGAAGGUAUGCUCUCGUUUUGUCAAUUAAAUGCAUUGCUUUUGAAUACAGCACAUUUCAGUGAAUGUUUAACACCCAUUUACUGAUGCAUAUGCAUGUCAUUAGCUCCACUGCAUAUGCUGCUUAAAAAGAGUAAUAGACUGAUGCAAUAAUGAUAUUGUAAUUGUCCUCAUGUGCAGUGCUGAAUAGGUCAUUCAUUCAUCUUUGCGUGAGCAUUUAACUUAGCAGCUUCAGAUAAUGUCAUUUGACAACUUGCACAUGACAAAGCUGCGCUUAUAGUUAUUCCAAGUUUAUAUUUAGCCACUUCAUAAAUGCAGUAUUAAAAUGAAAGGCUCAAAGACCAAAAUAAAUGUUGAUGGAUACUCUGUGGUAAUCCUAUUAAGUAGAGGGCUGCUGGAUUAUCCAGUACUAUAUUUUUUUCAGGGCUGCACAGUUGGUUAACAGCGCCGGCAUUCGCUCUGCACGUGGAAGCGCCGGCAUUCGCUCUGCACGUACGAAAUGCUGUACACGCAAAUGCUUGGAAUUGUGUGUAAGCAAUCCUGCCGAGCGUUGUGAGGACAUAGACCAUGGAUAGCUUGAGAAAAAAGGUGUUCACCAUGGACAGGGGUGUUGUGGAAGAGUGGCUGUCCGAGUUUAAGGCCCUGCCCGAGACCUCCAUCGGCAGCUAUGCGGACAAGCUGCAACAGAAGAUGACGCUCAUCUCAGCACUCUACAAAGUGAUCCGAGAGGCGCACAGUGAGCUGCUGGAGCCCGUGUGCCACCAGCUGUUUGAGUUCGCCCGUAGCGGGGAGCCGCGGCUCCGUCUCUUCACGCUGCAGUUCCUGCCCGUGCUCGUCGACCGCUACCUGACGGGCUUGGCCGCCGCACAGGGGCCGCGCCCUCGCAACAACGGCUGCGCGGAGGCACUGCUCCUGGGCCUCUAUAAUCUGGAGAUCGUUGAAAAGGAUGCAACCAGUAAGGUCUUGGCAUUUACAAUCCCAUCACUGUCUAAAUCUUCCAUCUAUCAUGAGCCGGGCAGCAUGGGCUCCGUGGCCAUGAUGGAGGCCACGUUGUCUGGGCGAGAUGUAGUGAGAGUGGCCUAUGCAGGACCCCUGCCACACAGAGAUACCUUUUCUGCGCAGAACAGGUUUGAGGUGCUGACCUUCCUGCUCAUGUGUUAUAACAGCGUCGUGGUCCAGAUGCCCUCGUCCUCCUACCAGGCGCUGUGCUCAAUGUGCUCCCAGGUGUGUAUCAGCGGAUUUCCUCGGCAAAAGCGGAUCUGGAAGGAGCCACGCGCACGCAUAGCCCUCUCCCCAGAGUUUAUGGUGCAGCUGCUGACUGGCAUCUACUACACCAUAUAUAACGGUGGUUGGGAUCUGGGCAAUGAAGCACUGGACAAUGUGAUAUACCGAGCUCAGCUGGAGUUUUAUCCAGAACCCCUGCUGGUGGGUAAUGCCAUGAAAAACUCGCUGCGCUGGGAUGCUCCUGACUCGAUGGACCCUAAGCAGCAGGUGAUCCAGGUGGAAGUGACGCCCACUCUUCGCAGGCUUUCCAGAAACGCCGUCACCAGCGCAUCCAUACGGCGACACCGCUGGCGGAAAGAUGUGCUGGAGGGGAAGGUUGUGGAGGAGACCUUCGAGAUUUCCGAGCCUGAUGAAGGCUUUUCUUCGGGAACAUCCAGUGCCAGCCAUUCCGCCGCCAUUGCUACCAAGUUACCUGGUCCAUCAUUUUAUCAAAAGGGCAUAAUUCGGAGAGGCGUUUGUCUUAUAGGCACUUGUAGUAAAGAGCCAGCAGGGGAAACCCAGCCAGACUUCGGGAAGCCGUUACCUGUGCAUCCUUUAUCUGAGCCUGGAAAACCAUCUUCAUUGCGAGCUGUUCUUGAAUCUGGUAACCAGCCGCCCCAGAAGGAGGGCAUGGCUGACAGCUACAAGCUACCUACUGGACAACGGACAGCCAGUGAGUCCGGCAGGGCCUUUUCCCUGCAUACAAGCAGCAAACCAUCCCCGCCUCUCCGCUCCGUGACAGAACCCGGAGGCAGACACUCAGUAGAAAUGUCAACACCGGCAGCUCUGCUCAAGGCAGGUGGAAAGGAAGUAUCCUGGCAUGCCCUUAAUCCGAGCAGCAGCCAGUCCUUGCUGCCACACAAGGAUGAGGAUCCGGGUCUGGCUAGCACAUCGACCGCCGCCCUGAGUCGCUCGUUCGAGUACGUCGGGGCAUCCGGAGGAGCGGGCUCCGAGCCCAUUGCCACGGUUGGUGGCGGGAGCGCGGCAGGCAGGAAGCGGGGGGACCGGCAUUCGACGAGCAGCCUGCAAGAGGAGCGCCUGGCCUCGCAAUGCACCGACGCGGAGUCGCAGUUCCUGUCUCCUAGCCGGCAGCAUGGGCAGCAGCAGCAGCAGCAGCCGCACUCUCCCAGCUAUGGUGUCCAGCUGGUCACGGAGGUCUAAGCAAAUUAGUAUGGCUCAUGGCAGUUGUGCAGUAAAAAUAGCCGAUGCGCUUUGCAGUACAAGUGAACGCAAGGAUUGUGUAGGAUAAUUACACAACAUGUCCUUUAACUUAUGUGUUUUGAGGAAAUUAGCUUUUUUCAGAGUUAACGAGUUAUUGUCUGAAAAAUGCAGUUUAUGCCUUUAAAUCGGAAAAGAGGAAAUGCCAGGAACAUUACUUUUCUAACUAUUUUGUGGGCAUUCUAAAGGAAGUAUGCAACCCCAAAAACAAAUAGCUCUUAUUCUGCAAAUACACACGGAGGCUUUGUCCCCUUGGCUGUCCAUAAACAGUUGGAAGCUUUGUUCAUUAGAAUAAAGAAUGUAAAGUGACUGGAGAUUUCUAGUGACAUCAUUGCAGUGACCAUUAAAGAGUGAUGUCACCUGAGUGUGCCUGAAAAUUACUUUACAGUAGUUUGUUUUCUCAUGAACAGUGUUAGGCAGCCUUACACACAGCUUAGGUAUCUGCAAGAGUUGUUUGUCUUUUUAAUUGCUUAUUUAUAUAAAAAUAUGACAUUGUAAGUAGAUGGUAAAUUAUCUCAACCAUCUCGACCGUUUUCUAUACAUGUAUACAAUGCAAUUUGGAUUUAUGCAGUGUCUAAAUACAACCAAAUGUCAAGAUACUGUACAGAACAGUUAGCAUAUAUUUGAUAGAAAAAGAUAGUGA
This is a messenger RNA of Petromyzon marinus (sea lamprey), 6180 nucleotides long. Its product is annotated as hyccin 2-like. The record is from RefSeq and is a predicted model, not a curated record. Gene Ontology annotation, biological process: phosphatidylinositol phosphate biosynthetic process; protein localization to plasma membrane. NCBI's taxonomy places the organism in Eukaryota, Metazoa, Chordata, Hyperoartia, Petromyzontiformes, Petromyzontidae. Gene Ontology annotation, cellular component: plasma membrane.